AUGGUGGUUGUCGAGGAUGUGGGAAGUAAAGAAGAGAAAAUGAUUGUUGGAAAAGGGCUUGAAGAAAUAGUAGUUGCCAAGAAGUGGUUGUAUCAGGGAGGUGUUGGUGUUCGUUGUUGA
Molecule: messenger RNA, 120 nt
Organism: Dentiscutata erythropus
Lineage: Eukaryota; Fungi; Glomeromycota; Glomeromycetes; Diversisporales; Gigasporaceae
Source: the annotation of a GenBank genome assembly